Symbiodinium natans is the source of this 1719-nucleotide messenger RNA. The record is from the annotation of a GenBank genome assembly. Lineage: Eukaryota; Dinophyceae; Suessiales; Symbiodiniaceae.
AUGUUCGCCAUGCUCCGGCUUCUCGUGCUUUGUUGCAUAUCGCAGCUCUUGGCCUUCGAAGAGUCCUGCGACCCCCAGUCGCUGGUGCAGCUCGACGUUCGUGAUGCUGCAAGGGCCAACAAAAGCGCUCCGUAUCUUCUUCAGGCCUAUUGUGGCUACAGCUGGCUGCAAGUUUGCUCGACCAUCCCUCCGGGUUGGCAGCAGCACACAGGUGCAUUUGCAAAGGAUGUGGACGCGACGCCUCCGGCAGCGACGGGCCCCGCCGCCAACAACUACGUCGUCCUUGGCGGCGACGGGGUGGGGGUUGGCCAGAAGAUCCCACCGGCAUCACUGCUGCAUGACUGGAUGGGCAAGGCCGACGCCAGCAACAUCGACUUCGACAUGGAAGGCAUCAUGGCCGGGAACCAGUAUCCUGCGGCUGCCAGCCUUUGCAACGAUCUUCGGAGCAAGUAUGGUAAGGACAUCAAGUGCCAGGCCACCUGCCUGUCUGGCGACCACCCGUAUGCGGUGAAAGUGGCAGAUACCUUGGACUACUUUGCCGUCAUGAUCCACGGCGGCUCCAUGACGGAUGGCAGCUGGUCCAUCCCCAAAGACAAUCCGAAUAGCGGUUUCACCUAUAAGGUCAUCCAGGACUGGUUAAAGUCCGGCAUACCCGCCAGCAAGAUCAUUCUCGCGCUGACCACAAACGGGCUCGAGGCGUAUAUGGUUGACUGGAUCAAAGGCAUCAUUCAGCAAAAUGGCAUGGCAGGUCUGUCCAUCUGGCAGCUCAAGGACCUCCAAGCCGCCAUCCCCAUUAAGUGCCUCGAGGAUGCUGGUGCAGAGGCCGCCCUGGAAGAGGAGUUCAUCGAUGAAGACGAGGAGCCCGGUGAGGAGCCGGAAGAUCGCUACGGCGAGGAGUGGAAGACGUGGCGGGAGCUCCGGGACAAGCAGCUGCGGAAGCGAGCCAAUGAGCGUCGAAAAGAGAGGUUCGAGAGGGACAGGGUUCUGGAGCAAGCGGAAGUGAUCUGCGCGACAACGAUUGCAUCCGGAUCUAACCAGCUGAGCGGCUUCACUUUCCGAGGAGUCCUGAUCGAUGAAGUUGCGCAAGCGACGGAAACGUCCUGCGCGGUGCCCAUUGUCUGCCGCAAUGCGCAGCAGCUGGUCUUGUGUGGAGAUCACUGUCAGCUUCCUCCAUCAGUAAUCUCCCGCGAGUCCCAGCUGCGUGGGUUUUCGCUCUCGCUCUACUCGCGCUUGACCGGUGCGGGAGUGCCCUACCAGUUUCUGGACACGCAGUACCGUGCGCACCCCAUGCUCAUGGAGUUCUCCUCCCUGAACAUCUACAAUGGCAAGCUGCUGCACGGCGUCAAGGGCUCCGAGCGGCCGAGACCGAAUGGCUUGCCAUGGCCAGAUUUGGAAUGCCCGGCUAUGUUUGUGGAGUCGAACGUCGAAGAGCACCUGGAAGGGGAGUCCAAGGCGAAUACCGCUGAGGCUCUUCUGAUCAAGGACUUGGUACAGCGCGUGCUGGAUCGGGGCGAAGUGAUGCUCCAGGACAUUGGCGUGAUCACGCCGUACAAAGGCCAGGUGCGCGUGUUGCGCCGGCUGUUCCACAGCCCCGGCGCGUUCAUCCUCCCGGAAGACCAGGAGGUGACUGCCCUGGAAAUCGCCUCGGUGGACAACUUCCAGGGCCGUGAGAAGGAGAUCAUCAUCUUCUCUGCUGUCCGAUGCAACAGGUGUUAUUGA